GACAACUACUCCAGCAGGCAGUUGCAGAUCUCAACCGAGUGCAGACUUAAAUGCCAGGCCAAGCUCGCCAAACAGUUGCAGCGGGCCACCGAGUACAGAGAUGACGUGCUCAGGAAGCUUGGCGAUAACACGGUGGAGCUCUCAGAUGCCAAGAAAUCAUUGGCGGAGGCGCAGGCGGCAGUGGGCGGCGCCAGCGAUGAGCGGAGCAAGAACAUCGAGAAACCUGACGAGGAUGAGGAGUUCCCCACGCUAUCGCGCGACGAGACCGCCCUGCUGGACGCCGACCAGAAGAAAAAAAAAAACGAAACCAUCCAGGGCGAGUUCCAGAAGGAACACAAAAUACAGAAGUACCAGGAGGAGAAGCAAGUAAAGCACAACAUAACGAAACACGACCUGAAGCACCUCGAGCUGCAGAACCUGAAGUGGCCCUGGCUUCCCAAUAUGACUUCGCCGACGCUGACCAGAUCGAGCAGCACCUGGCACAGCUGGCGAGGGUCGAAGCGAGAACGCGCGCAGCACCCGCGGCACGCCUACCAGGCGCCGCGGCGGCAGCGCCAGCACCACCGACAGCGUCAAAGCCAGCGCGACCCAAACCAUAAGCAGCUGAAAAUCAAGAGCGAGAGUAACUGCAGCCAGACCCUGUACUACGACAUCCACAAUAUCUCAGGGCUGGCUCAGAGGGGGAUGAGCCUGAUCCUGCCCAAGGUACAG
This is a messenger RNA of Prorocentrum cordatum, 711 nucleotides long. NCBI's taxonomy places the organism in Eukaryota, Dinophyceae, Prorocentrales, Prorocentraceae. The record is from the annotation of a GenBank genome assembly.